This is a messenger RNA of Arabidopsis thaliana (thale cress), 1001 nucleotides long. RefSeq lists its product as uncharacterized. Lineage: Eukaryota; Viridiplantae; Streptophyta; Magnoliopsida; Brassicales; Brassicaceae. The record is from RefSeq and is marked reviewed. The coding region runs from base 117 to 821 and encodes 234 amino acids. The transcript is spliced from 3 exons.
AUAAUAAUUUAGCACCAAAGAAUCGGAGAGGGCUUUAUGUAAUUUGUAUUUCAACGCUUGUUUAGAUGAACUAUUAAUUCGAUUGGACAAAAUAGAAGAAAGCAAAAAAGUGAUCAAUGGAGGGCCCUUUGUUAACCAAGAGUGAGCACAACGUCGAAGACGUUACAAUCCAUGGCGAUUCUUCCUCAAAUGAUGAGCACAUCAUCGACAUUACAAUCAAUGGCGGUUCGUCAUCAGCUGAUCAUGAGCAAACUCCACAUGAGGCAUUUCAAUGGAGUUGUCCAUUUACAAGUGGAAGUUUCUGGAUUUUGGUCGAGUUAGCUGUGACUUUGGUCCAGAUUGUUGCAGCCAUAUUUUUUCUGAUUCUAACAAAAGAUGAACGAGAUCCAGAACUAGAUGUAGCUUUGUUUACAUGGAUCAUCUUUUAUACUUGUGCCUCUAUUGCCACUUUGCCUUUUGUAUGUUGCCGUUUAUGGCAGUAUAUCCAAAACGCUAGCUCAGAGACAAGCAACGAGGUGAUGGAGUACCGUUUGGAAAAUUUUCUUGAAUCUUUCUUCGUGUCCUUGAUUGUGGUGUCUUUAUGGCAUAUUCUAACCGAGUCAUCAUCACGUCAAGAUACUAGUCGACACUUCUGUUGCAUUCGAUAUGUGCUUCCUAAUUUCCAAUUUACCGUACAGUUAUUCAUGUUGCCUGGGGUGUCCCUUGUUACUGCACUUGUGGCCGCCAUAGUAACGAUGAUUAAUUCGUUACUCUCACUCUUUUUGGUCAUCAUUGGACUCUUUGCGUUAACCUUUUCGUGGAUCAUUGGAAUGUGCGGAUAAAAAUGAUGGAUCAUGUUGUUUUCUUCAACAAUUGUUGUAAUACUCUCUUUCUAUUUAUUAAAUAAAGCCAAGUGUCAUUAGCAUUACCGAAUCCUCUAUUCCUGAAAUGGCCGGCAAAACUGAAACUAAAGGCUUCUCUGUACCAAUAUCUCUGCAGCAAGAUAAACAUUUCAGUAUCUG